Molecule: messenger RNA, 3225 nt
Organism: Cebus imitator (Panamanian white-faced capuchin)
Lineage: Eukaryota; Metazoa; Chordata; Mammalia; Primates; Cebidae
Gene: GCSAM
Product: germinal center associated signaling and motility
Exons: 6
Coding region: 147-680 (177 amino acids)
Biological process (GO): negative regulation of lymphocyte migration; regulation of B cell receptor signaling pathway
Source: RefSeq, a predicted model, not a curated record
GAGACACCUUCUCCUUUCUGCUGUGCCUGCACGGGUGGCCAGAGCCACACAGCCCUUUCUUUAAGUCAGGAGUUGCCCUGUCAGAGCACAGGGCAAGAAGGAAGUGACAAAGGGACAGAGGGGGAGGCCCUGACAGGACUGCGAGAAUGGGAAACUGUCUGCUGAGAGAAAGCAGGUGGCAACAGAACACUCAAGAGGUGCCUUGGAAUCUGAGAAUGCAAAGCCCCAAACAGAGAACAUCCAGAUGCUGGGAUCACCACCUCGCUGAAGGGCGUUUCUGCCUUCCAUGGAAAAAAAUACGCACUUUUGAAAAGAGGCAAGAUUCCCAAAACGAAAAUAAAGGAAUGUCAUCUACUCCCAUCCAGGACAGUGUUGACCAGACCUACUCAGAGGAGCUGUGCUAUACCCUCAUCAAUCAUCAGGUCCUCUGUAGAAGGCCAUCAGGGAACUCUGCUGAGGAGCACUAUGAGAAUGUUCCCUGCAAAGCUGAGAGACCCAGAGAGUCCCCAGGAGGAACUGAGACUGAGUAUUCACUUCUACACACGUCUUCUACCCCUAGGCAUGCCCCAUCCCCAGAAGAUGAAUAUGAACUUCUCAUGCCUCCCAGAAUCUCCUCUCACUUUCUGCAACAGCCACGUCCACUUGUGGCCCCUUCUGAGACUCAGUUUUCCCAUUUAUAGUGACGUGGUUAGACUGGCAUUUGUUUAGCACCAGCAAAUACAAGGUGGGAUGGGGGAUCUGCCUGAAGCAGGGAUGGGAAACAAAGUCCCUCUAGCUUAUCUCCCACAGCAACCCUUUCCCUGCAGAGCACGGUUUUUGUACCACAAGCCCUCUUAGAUAGCACACAGAAGCCAAAAUCUAAGAUCAACCAUUUAUCCUGAACAUCACCAUUUGAGAAAGAGCUAACCAUCUUUGGUUCUACACGGUUUGGAGAAUAUAGUGAUAGGAGCUAUGAAGCUAUGCAUACCCCAAGGGGUUCUACUCUUCUACCUGGGAUCUUCUUAUAAAAUGUUCCCAUGAUUGUUUUCUGAAGUCAAAAGGAAGCUUUACUCAUUAUACUAAGUAUGCCCAAGGGGGAGUUUACUCAUUACAGUGGCCUUCCAGCUCAGCUCCCACCCCAUGGGAGCCUGUGUUGCUCCUCUCACUCCGUGUGUCUAAGCCAUGUCUUCUACAUAGUGUCCUUUGACCUGUUGGCCCCCAUGGUCUGGUUUGUUACGUGAGUUGAAUCAAGAUGCUCUAAGCCAGAUGUUACAUAAUUUUAACCUAUAUGAUUUUAUCUUUAACUUUGUAUUUCUCCUUAGAAAUCUUAAUAAGACAAUUAUAGCAUCAGGCUAUGAUAAAGAAGAACGAUCCUUGGAGAUCUCAUAGUCGCACUAGCCUUUCUUGGCUGAGAGAGGAUAAUUUGCUCUAUGAUACAUUAAAGUUAGUGGCAAAAGUUAAUUUGGAGUCUGAUUUCCUACUGACUUCCAAUUUAGUCCUCCAGUAGGCUACAUAGAAAGCCCUCUGCAAUAUACUAAAUGCAUAUAAUUAAUAAUAUGUAUAAAAUAUGAAUACAAUGUCCACAUGAAGUGAACACAUCUACACCUCUUUGAUAAGCAUUCCUCUGUGUGUCCUCAUGAUUUACUUUCCCUUAUCUUUUCUUUAGUGUUCCUCAAAUUAUAUCUAUCCUCUAAACCAGGGAUCAGCAAACUAUAACUCACAGGCCAAAUCGCCCCACUCACUGUUUUUAUAGAUAAAGAUUUAUCAGAACACAGUUACACUAGUUUGUUUACCUACCAUCUAUGAUUGUUCAACCGUGGGAGAGUUGAGUAGUUGUGACAUGGACAAUAGGCCCCAAAGAGCCAAAAUAAAUAUACUUGGGCACUUUGUGGAAAAAACGUUUGCAGACACCUGCCCUAAAUGAUCAUAGUUUGAGAGAAACUUAACAGAAAUGUGUUUGGUUACUGAUGCAUAAGAGCAGGCACCAAUAAAACGGCAUAAAAAUAUUAAAUCACAGAUUGGAUGAGUGAGACCAAGACAAUUUAGCAAAUUCUACUAUUUCUGGAUUCACACCUGUGUCUUCUUCUUGCUGUUUUGUUUAACUCAUGGCUGCGGUCCUAACUUUAGGGAUGCUAAAAUAGUUUGUUUUGAAAGAGGUUUGUUAAGCAGUAGGUACAUUACGUUUACUAGACAGGCCCUUUGACCAGGUAAGUGACAGGGCUCCUAGUACAUUAUGUUUAGUUACUGUUUUCUUCUCAAAGUUACCCAGAGCAAAAUAACUUUGCUAUUUAAAAUGUGCCAAGUGCCAAAAUGAGGAGAAAUCCCGUGGCUUGAGCUUGAAUGUGUCACAGGUUUGCAGGGCCUUCAGCCAGGUGAUGGUCUUCAGCUAAAGAGCCAGCCGCAUCUCAGUAACUUGUCCUCUGCUAACAUCCUACUUUUAGCAAAAUUAUUUCACGUGGAACUCUAGCUGAUCCUUGGCCAGGAUAAGAUCCUCAAAAGGAGGUAAUCAUGUCAGCAGUGGAUAUUGUAUGAGAUGUAACAUGGCUUAGAGGAAAGAGUGUGGACCCCAGAGACAGGUCAUCAGUCAUUCAAAUCCGGAUUCUCUUCCUCCAUCUGUGACUUUGAACAUGCUAGUGGGGGCUCAGCUUCUUUACCCAUCAACAGGAGGAUUACAUCUAAUGUAGGCAAAUCAUCGAUUACAGAUGCCUAAUAAAUGAUAUCAAAGAGAAUAGAAAAACAAAAAUCUUUUAUGAUGUAUGGGAAAAAACAUGCUGAUGCAGCUGGUUAUUCAGGGUCACCCAGCCGUCCUCCAGCAAAGUAGAAAUACCAAAUCAAUGAGUUGAUGCUAGAAUUUUUCACAUGGCUACUUGACCAUUGUGGAAGUAAAUUGGUUGAAACACUCUUAGUAGGACAUGGUAAGUUAUGUUUGUUUGAACCUUGUCCUGUGAAAGCAUUAUCUGUCCCAAACAGUUAUCAAAAUGCUUAAGCAAAGAUAGUUAUUCUUAUAAUGAAAUUAUAACAGGGAUUUAUAAGAGGGAAUUAUAAGAGGGAUUAUAAAAGGGAAUUAUUUUUGAGCAGGGGGAGCCAUUUGGGAGUACUUCAAGAUACCCAGUAGAAGAUAUACAAUUAUGAUUUCUCAGUGAAAAGUAAAUUAAGAACAAAAAAAAUGAGUAAAAAUAUCUGAUGAAUGUAAUGUACUUAAUGUGUAGGAUGUCUCAAAUUUCCAGUAAAUAAAUUUUGAUGUCC